AUGAUUUUACCACCAAUCAACUUUCCAAAGUGGUUAGAAGAAAAUGGUAUCAAACUUGAGCCACCAGUGAAUAAUGCUGUACUUUUUAAGGGAAAUGAUACCAUCAUCAUGAUCGUAGGUGGACCUAACAAGAGAACAGACUAUCAUGUGAACGAAACAGAGGAAUUCUUUUACCAAGUCAAAGGAAAUCUGUUGAUCAAAGUGGUUGAGAAUGGUGAAUUUAAAGAUAUUCAUGUUAACGAAGGAGACAUGUUUUUACUUCCUCCCAAAGUUCCACAUAAUCCUAUUCGAUAUGCAAAUACAAUAGGCAUCGUUGUUGAAAGAGUGAGGUUGCCUCAUCAUAUAGAUUCUUUAAGAUGGUACUGUGAAAAUAUAGAUUGUAGAGAAAUUGUCUAUGAAGAAAGAUUCCAUUGUGUAGAUCUCGGCACACAAUUAAAGCCUAUCAUUGAAAAGUUCGCUGCUAGUCAGGAACUUCGAACAUGCAAAAAGUGUGGUCAUCUUAACUCUACCAAAUAA
Messenger RNA from Rhizopus microsporus ATCC 52813, 516 nucleotides. Its product is annotated as 3-hydroxyanthranilic acid dioxygenase. Gene Ontology annotation, biological process: 'de novo' NAD+ biosynthetic process from L-tryptophan; quinolinate metabolic process. Gene Ontology annotation, molecular function: iron ion binding; 3-hydroxyanthranilate 3,4-dioxygenase activity. Gene Ontology annotation, cellular component: cytoplasm. NCBI's taxonomy places the organism in Eukaryota, Fungi, Mucoromycota, Mucoromycetes, Mucorales, Rhizopodaceae. The transcript has 4 exons. The record is from RefSeq and is a predicted model, not a curated record. Bases 1 to 516 code for a protein of 171 amino acids.